Molecule: messenger RNA, 1470 nt
Organism: Cebus imitator (Panamanian white-faced capuchin)
Lineage: Eukaryota; Metazoa; Chordata; Mammalia; Primates; Cebidae
Gene: SMIM17
Product: small integral membrane protein 17
Exons: 4
Coding region: 171-527 (118 amino acids)
Source: RefSeq, a predicted model, not a curated record
CCGCGUCUGCGCAGCCGCAGUCAGUGCGGCGCCAGGUCUGCAGAGCCCAGACAGGGUCUGGUUGGGGAGGUCCUCAGGUUCUGAAUCCUGUGCCUGGGGAACCAGAGAGGACCCUGGAGCUGGAGGAGAAAGAGAAGCUUAUCUCAGAAGCUCCACCUCCUCCUGGGGCGAUGCAGAGUCUCAAGCCUGAGCAGACGCGGGGGCUGCUGGAGCCCGAGAGGACCAAGAUGCUGCUGCCUCAGGAGAGCCGGGCCUGGGAGAAGCCUCCCCAUCCCACCUGCACCAAAGACUGGGAGGUUGUGGAGGUUGGGGCCUCCAGCUGUGACAGUGAUGAGAAAGACUUACCUUCUCAAGAGACUGGGCUUUCCCAGGAGUGGAGCUCGGUGGAGGAAGAUGACGAAUCAGAGGGUUCCCAGGGCUUUGUGGAGUGGUCAAAAGCUCCACAACAAACAACCAUAGUCUUGGUAGUGUGCGUACUUUUUUUGUUCCUGGUUUUGACGGGGAUGCCUAUGAUGUUUCACAUUUAACUACAAUGGUGGCUGUUGUUUUAAAGGUUUAAUUCAAUGAAAUAGAUGCCCUGUGUCAUGUUACGGAAGUGUGCUAAAAAUCAGAAAUGGGUGUUGAAUAUUUUCAAAUGCCUUUCAAACAUCCUUUGAGAUGAUUUAAAAAAUAUUUUUGGUGUGAGUUUUCACAUACUUUAUUUCCAUGAAAUGAAGACAUCAUUGAUUGUAAAACAUUAUUUUAUAUACCAUGGAGAAAGAAAAAUGCUAAUUAUUCAUAAGAUGCCACCAACUGGAAGAUAACUCCUGACUUUGAGAAGAUGAAAAAAUGUGCAACUGAAGAUCGAUGAAAUCUGGUACAUUUCCUAACAUCAAGCCCACUUUGCAUUCUUAAGGUUGUGGUGCACCAGUCCUUUCAUACUCUAAAUUCUAUUUAUUGAUAUUUUAUGUAGGAUUUUUGACUCUAUCUUCAUAUGUGAGAUUGGUGCUAUCUUUGUGAAGUUUGAUUAUCAUGGUUAAGUUUGCCUCAUAGAAAGACUUGGAUAACUUUUACCUUUUCUAUGCUUCUGAAUAUUUCUGUAGCUUGAAAAGUAUCAGACCCUUGACAUUUUAAAAGAAUUCAUUGUUAUAACCAGGUCAUAGAGCCAUGGAGAGAACGUUUCAGCUAAUUCUUGGGCAGCUUUCUCAGUUAUUUCCAAUGUUAUCAAUUUAUUAAUACUUUUAACCUCUUGCAUUUAUUUUGGUGAUUUAUAGAGUUCUUUUAUCCUCUAGAAAAUUUUUCAUUCCAUAGAGUGGUUUCAUAUUAUUAGCUUAAUUAUGCAUACUGUUUUUAUAAUUAAAAUGUUCUCUUUAUUUUGUUCUAUCCCCUCUAUCCUGUCAACUUCUGCUUGUGGUUUAUUCAUUAUUAGAUUUGUCAAGGAUUUAUCUAGUUUACUAUUGUUUUUCCAAAGAGCCAGCAUUAAGAUUCAUU